Molecule: messenger RNA, 1280 nt
Organism: Poecile atricapillus (Black-capped chickadee)
Lineage: Eukaryota; Metazoa; Chordata; Aves; Passeriformes; Paridae
Gene: NRIP2
Product: nuclear receptor interacting protein 2
Exons: 7
Coding region: 336-1100 (254 amino acids)
Biological process (GO): proteolysis
Molecular function (GO): aspartic-type endopeptidase activity
Source: RefSeq, a predicted model, not a curated record
GCUUUUUCUAUUACGACAGGGACCCACGGACUGGAGAAGGCAAAGCUGCAGUCAGGGCAGGAGAAGUGAGAGAGAGGAAGAGGCGGGAGCAGAGGGACACGGAGCAGUGGAGAGGACAGAGGGAGAAACAGGCACCGAGACACAUCAGAGAUGGGUGAGUUAUAACUAAGAGAGCAGGAGGAAAGGCAGAGAAAGGAAGCGAAGGAGAGCCGUGGGCACGGGAAAGGGAAAGGAGACCAGAGACUGAGUCAGCUUCCAGAGGGCAAACACCAGGAGACGAGCUCAGGGAACAUCUCAGCAUACCAAGAAGGACCUGCUCUGUCUGAAUCUUCACCAUGAGCACAAGGAAGAGCUGCCCCCUGCCACUGGGGCAAGAAGACCAGGAGGAAAAGCAGAGCGAGAGUACUCCUGACCUGGAGCGACAGGAAUGUGAGAUGGAGCUGAGGAACAAAGCUAUUCUGCAACAGAAGAGGCGCCUCAAACAGGCCACCCAGUUUGUGCACAAGGACUCUGCUGAUCUGCUACCCCUGGAUGGCUUGACAAGGCUUGGCACCUCCAAGGAUCUGCAGCCUCAUAGUGUGGUCCAGCGGCGCCUCUUGGAAGGCAACCUGAACAAACUGCGGGGCGAGGCCAGGGGUCAGUCUGCACGGGUUCAAUCUCCGCUGGCAAAAGACCAGGAUGAAAAGAUGGAAAAGGGAGAGGACAGGAGAAAAGAGACUUCACCCCUGCUAAUACAGUGCCAGUGCCAAGGUGAGGUAUUGAAAGCGACUGUUAACACUGGGUGUCUACCAAACCUCAUCUCCAAGAAGUGUUUAAACCAGCUGGGGCUGGAAGAAGUGUCUGCCAUGGAUUGUGGAGACCUCUCUCUUCCCAUCCCCAGCGUUGUUGGCAGAGUAGAACAUAUGGAAUUGCAAUUUGGCCAGGAGACAGUGCUGUGUUCAGCACUGGUUGUAGAUGAUGAAAUGCUGGAGUUUUGCAUUGGCCUCCAGACUCUGUUGUCUCUUAAGUGUUGCAUCGACUUGGAGGAAGGCGUCCUGAGAUUUAAAGCACUGAGUCAGGAGCUGCCUUUUCUACAUGCCUCUGAAGAGCCUGGUCAGUGACCGGCUGCAUUUCCCAUACCUGGAGACUUGCUGCCACGAGAGAGAUGAGGCUCUAGGGCAGAAGACAUGCUCUUCACCUUCCUCCUGUCCAUGUCAGUUGAACACACAGAUCAACUCAGUAGGAGUCUCUUUCAUCCAGACACUGAGGAAUCUGUUGCCAACAGUUAUCUUGGAACCUCC